AACUUUUCAUACUCCGACCGUGACGAUGCUCAGCACACGAUUCUCAAGGCUGUUGAAAUGGAAAAUCCGGCUUCAACCAUCGCUCCAACAACAUGCCUCAAACGCAAUACAUCAUUGCUACCACCUCCAUCAUUUCCUGCACUAGAACUGGCCCAGCUUCGUUUGAAUCAUCCUCCGUCGUCCUCUGAGAGAAGCCAUGCAUGUAAAAUUUUGGAGAAGGAGAAGGAUCAAUUGAAGUGGUAUGAUAAAGAGCUUAACCGUCUCAUCGGAAUUGUAAACAAGUUGAAGGAGGAGAGGAGCUGUCUUGAGAGGCGAAUCAUGGAACGCGAGAACUGGUUGGCGGGCAUUCGGCAUCUUCCCAUCGAGAUAUUGGCCGAGAUAUUCUCGAUUUCAUGCUCGACGUACGACCACGCACUUGCUAUCUAUAAGCUUGAAGGCAAAGGCGAGACUGUUGUUACUGCCCCUGUAUUAGCGCUCUCCCAAGUCUCGCAUCAUUGGAGGCGAGUUGCGGCUCUAUGCCCUCGUUUAUGGUCCUCUAUCAGCGUCGACGUGGGGCGAUUUACUGGAAGUUAUGAUGGCAUUUUCACAGCAUACCUGGAAAACUCGGCAUCUCAUCCUCUUAAAAUAAGAAUUCGCAAUCUGGGAUCAUCGAUUGGGAUACACGGUUCAGGAGCGAAACGUUUUGCCCUCGCUGAUAAAAUACUUUUGCAGUCGCCACGAAUCGAGGUUCUCAUAUUAGAUAUCGACCUUCGUUGUGGGCUUCCCCGCGAUUCACGAUAUGCAUUCCCGCUCCUGCGAGAGUUCACGACUACAUCACGCCUUGGUUUGCCGAAUCAGAGUGGGCUAACAAAAUCGUUAAAUGACGCUCCUCUCCUCAACACCAUUACUAUCGCGUUUCUAAACGACGGCGCUCUUCUUCCCUAUAGUCAGCUCACCUCCUUGACGAUAGGUGACAUAGGAAGCAUUGAAUACUUCUAUAGCACGUUGCAGAAGUGUUUGAACCUCAGAAAGUUGACGAUCACCCACCCCUACAAUUUAAACCAAGACAACCAUAGGACCAUUGAAAUGCCGACCCUCCAUACUUUAUCCUUUCGAACGGUGCUUGACCAAAAACUUUAUCACAAUAUAAAAUUCCCAAAUCUGCGUACUUUCACUGCAAUUUAUUCAGAGCCUCGUGGCAACGAUGAACAGGAAUGGCCUUGCCCUGGUUUCAGGUCUGUUAUCCAGUCCUGUUCGUCCACUCUACGAAGUCUAUCACUCGUGUUCACUCAAUACACCGCCACCAAUCUUGCUGCUCGUCAGGUUUUGGAGCUAGUAUCGCCUCAUUUGAGUUACCUCGAAAUUCAUUUGAUUCGCGAUACAACCGGUUUUACAGAGGCGCUCGUAUCUCUUCUUACUGUCCCCAAUCCCACGGAAAACCGACCGGCCAUUGUCGUGCCAGUGUUACGCCGGUUGAAGGUAACCGUCUUUUGUGGCCAACCGCUGUAUACGGAAAAGGUUGCAAAUUUAAUAGUGGAGAUGAUGAUGUCCAGGAGUCAGAAGAACCUGGUUGAUCACCAGCCUGGAACCAUAGAGGCGUCGUCUCUUGCGGUAGCUUUAUUCGAUUUUAGGCAUCCGGCGAUACGUGGCAACAGAGAAACGGGUGGAAUGCCAGACGAUUCUGACCGUUUUUUGGAGAUAAUCAAUGCGGUCCAAUUGGAUCGCGAUAUGUCCUUACGUGCUCUCGUUGGCCUACGUACAUGAAACGCGAUAGUGACUCUAUAGAUGGUGGUAUAGGCCUUGAUUUUCUUACUUCCCACAUUUAGUCCCAAUGCC
Messenger RNA from Marasmius oreades (fairy-ring Marasmius), 1815 nucleotides. RefSeq lists its product as uncharacterized. The record is from RefSeq and is a predicted model, not a curated record. The coding region runs from base 58 to 1743 and encodes 561 amino acids. NCBI's taxonomy places the organism in Eukaryota, Fungi, Basidiomycota, Agaricomycetes, Agaricales, Marasmiaceae. The transcript is spliced from 2 exons. Gene Ontology annotation, molecular function: protein binding.